AUGCCCCCACAUCAGUAUCAUGCUGGUGUCACACCACCCAACCAACUGCAAGGCGGGAGGCAUCAUGCCGUGUCUUUGGCACAGCGUGUAGACAUGCUGCACCAAAGAGAUCCUGAGCUGCCAAGGCCUAAUAUAUCUCUGAGUCCACAGGGAAUAGUACCAGAAAACAGCAACAUUGCCAUUCAGUGCCAUGGCAAAGGUCCAAUCCACAGAUUCUAUUUUCAUCAUCAUAGAGAUUGCAAGAAGCCAACAUCAGUUCAGCCAGUGGGAGACACAGGCACAUUCUCUAUUUCUUCUAUGAGCAAAUAUAAAAGUGGGAUUUACCGUUGCAGCUAUAGACCCAACUCAGACUUUUUCACUUCAGAAGAGAGCGAUGAGACGGAACUGUGGCUAUUAGAUUCCUACUUAAGUAGACCCGACAUCUUUGUGAGCCCGAUGGAAGUGGCUACACUUGGAGGAAACGUUACUCUCCAUUGUUCAACUAAAAUGCCAGACAUGAUCUUCUAUUUCCAAACGCCAGAAGACCAUAUGCCACACUAUCCCAAGAAACCAGAUGCAUACAAGAACAAGCUCUUCAUUCACAGUACCCUAAUCUGCCCAGGCCCAACAUUUCCUUUAUCCCUAGCAGAUCCUGAUCUGCCCAGGCCCAGUAUCUCACUUCACCCAGCUGGGACAGCAGAUAUGAAAAGCAGUGUUACCUUUCACUGUCAGUUCAAAGAACGGGCCAUGACUGUCUAUUUCUAUAAGGUUGGAGAUCAGAAGGCACAUCAAGUGAUACUCCUGGAUGGCUAUUCAGCCAAGGUCUUUCUAAACAGUGUGGACCGGAACAAUGGAGGGAGUUACUGCUGCAGCUAUCAACCCAAGGCAAAGUUUUCCAUCUCUUCCAAGACUAGUGACCCUGUGACAUUGUUUGUAAUAGAUCCUGACAUCUCCAAACCUACCAUCUUCCUAAGUCCAAUUGCUGGGGUCUCUCUUGGAGAAAAUGUUUAUCUCCAUUGUGAAAUCCAAGGCUGUGCCGAGAUUGUUUACUUUCAUAUGCCAGGACAUCCAAAGCCACAUCAGGUCACAAUUCACAGUAUGAACAAGGUCACUUUCCACAUCAGCAAUGUAAGCUUGGAGCAGAGAGGGGAAUACAACUGCAGUCACACUCGCAAAUCUGAUCCUUUUUUCAUCUCAAAGCACAGCAACUCUGUAGAGUUGCUGAUAACAAGUAAGUGA
Molecule: messenger RNA, 1218 nt
Organism: Sceloporus undulatus (fence lizard)
Lineage: Eukaryota; Metazoa; Chordata; Lepidosauria; Squamata; Phrynosomatidae
Gene: LILRA1
Product: leukocyte immunoglobulin like receptor A1
Exons: 6
Coding region: 1-1218 (405 amino acids)
Source: RefSeq, a predicted model, not a curated record